Molecule: messenger RNA, 2933 nt
Organism: Paramormyrops kingsleyae
Lineage: Eukaryota; Metazoa; Chordata; Actinopteri; Osteoglossiformes; Mormyridae
Source: RefSeq, a predicted model, not a curated record
UUGGAGUCCCAGAUGACAUCAGAUAUCCAGAGCAUCCUACAGCUCCUACAACGGCAGUCCACCUCCGGACCCCCUGCCUACAGUACAGUUACUGCCAGCCCUGAGUACCACCGGCCCGCCCUCAGGGUCCAGCCCGUCUCAGCCAUCAGCACUGACCAUAGAUUCAUAGCCGCCUCAUCGCCGAGUCCUGAGUUCCUUGACCUCAAACAGUCCCACCAGAAAUCCAAAGAAUGCUUAUUAAGCUUGAUCCAUAAGGACAGGGCCUCAGAGCAGAACCUGCCGUCCCUGCUGGAGCAGGCUGUGUACUCGGAGCACAGAAACAAUCAGAACCAGAACCAAACAGCCUCUCUCAACCAGCACAAGUCCAAAUCGCUCCAGCUUCCGACCCACGAGACCUCGCUGGGAGAUUCAGCCCUCAGUGACACCAGAAUGGUGGGACUCCACAGACCAGUCUCUGACCCUGGUCUUCCUGCUAGUUAGCUUAUCUAUGUGUAUAUACCCUCCUGUGUGUCUUUUCCUAUGUCUUUCAGCAUAACAAAUUGAAAUCCUCUUAAGUUUGACUCAGGGUAGAGAAACCUACUGUAUUGUCAUAUGCAAAGGAAAAGAGUGAUUUUUUUUUUAGAUUUCUUAAAUGGUGUUUCACCAUUGAAAUGUAAAAAAAAAAAGUGUAUGUAUAUAAAUUAUAUUUAUGAUGUACAUACAUUUACGAUGCAACACUGCCAUCAACACAAUGGACCUUACAUGCUCUGUCCAGGAAAGAAAUGCAUGUUUGAAAGUUUUUUCUCUUGCAUGAUGUACAUAUUUAAGACUGGCUAUCAGAUUUGAAAUCGGCAUGUCUUUUUUGCACUGAAUAUUAAGUUACUGAAAUACAUUUUCAUCAGUAUGCACUUCUUUUUGAUGAAACUAUAAAUAUAUUACUUAAACUAUGAAUUGCAUUAGAGUUGCAUUAAAAAUACAUAUUUAGCCAAUUUAGGCUCCUAAAGACCGUUGCAAUAUUGUGCCUAAGCCUGGACACAUACACUUAUGUUAAUCUUGCUAAAGAGUCAUAAACUAUGUAGCUGCAAAUUACCGUCCUUACGCCACAUUCCAAAGUACAGAAUCAGUAAAUGUGAAUUGCUACAUGUAUGAUGAAUCAAUAUCACAGGAGACACUGACAUGUCACUUUUUUCGUUCUUUCUUUUCUUUAAAAACAAAAAACAAAAAAAAAAACAGCAUGUUAACUAAGAUAUCCGUCAGGUUACAUUUGAGAUUGCACCUUUGUCCAAGGUCUACAUGAGCAAUAAUAUCGAUUUUUCUUCUUGACAGGAAUUAACUGGGGAAAUUACCCUAAGAAUUUCAGACAAUGAGGCAUUUAUCUUUUCUUUCUCUUGUGGACAUUUGCCAAAAAUAAGUAAAUAGAUUCCUUUUUUACUGGUAGAGUUAAAAAUGAAUAGGAUAAUCACUGAUAUCGAGAUUAGGUUAAUACUUGGAGAAUAGCACUUCAGAUUUUGCAUUAUCAUUUUAAAGUUUUUUUCAUGUAAUUGUUAUAUGAAAAACAAACAUUCCACAUGUUUCACUCUCCCUUUUUGACAGGGGAUGAUCUGUACUCUGCAGUAUGUUAUUUAGUCUGAAAUUAUUUCAUUAUGGCUUGCCUGUUUUACUCUUGAAUAUCGGCAUCAUACUCGUGCUGAUACUUGUAGGCAGAGUGAGGGUACAGUAUACUCACACCCUGUAAAAUACACUUUGAAAUAUUUUUUUCUCACUUCCACUUCCCUUUGAGAGGGUGAAAGACGUCUGAUUCGGAAUUUUAGUAUGCCGUUUGUACAUUUAGAAAAUCCUAAAGUAAUGUAAAACAAUGAACUAUAUGCAGAACAUUUUUGACAAAGAUAUGCUUUUUUGAGCCUUUCUGAUGGUCCUUGAAGACCUUCGUGAUGUGCUAUAUAAACACACAUGUCAUCCAACCACAAAGCAGACUGCAGACAUACAUUUGAAUAUAUUUUAACAUAUAAAUAUAUGUAACAUAAGUGCUCAUGUCAUCCUCAACUUAGUAGAUAUAUCAUGAGAGUUAUCGUACAUAAUAUUUAUACCUUUCUCCAGCAUAUUUGUAUUUUCCCUGCUGUUUUAUCACAUUGAUAAUGCUAUUGUUAUAUACUGACUUGGUAUUAUUGAUAGUCGCAUGUCCUUGCCUUCUUUGUCCUGUAGGGGGCAUGAUGUCCCCAGCCUUUAACACCACCCGCAGUACUUUGGAUUGGGAGUUUUUGUCCAUCUAAAGGUUAACGGCAGUUUUGAAAUUCACUGUCUGAAAUGGACAUCAUGCGGUGAAUUUUUUCAAAGCGAAAGAAUUUGAGACAAGAAAAACAGACUGAAACUUCUGCCACAUGGUACUUACAUUAACCAACCCAACUCAUUUGCACUCUCACAGAGGACGGGAAGAGAGUGUCUCAUUUCUAGAAAUUACUUGAAUCUAAUGGCUGAACAAUCCAUAAAAAAGACUCAUUACCAUAGCAGAAAAUGCCCAGAAAGUCUUGUCAUAGUCGCAGGGGCAUGAAAAGUCUGAAUCUGCCUGAUACAAUGGCAGUUCAGUUCGGUCAGAGUUCUACAGGCAUGACAAUUUGAACCUAGUCAUUUUGAUACGUGGUUUUAUAGUGACUAGGGCCUCCUAAAUUCGUCACCUGUAUUUCUCCCAUCAUUAAUUGAACUGACCUUUUCAGCCGUCACUUAUUGAAAAUUUAUGAUGGUACAUAAAGUUGUAUAUAAAUUUGAAGCUGGAAGUAUUUUAAAAAAUAUCUAAACUUCGAUAUUAAGAACAUUCUACAUGAAAUAUCAGUAUGGGUCUGGUACCUGCACUAUUUAUAUGUAUUAAGCUAUGCAGUGUUUCCCAAUUCGGUCCUCGGGGACUGUCUGGGAGGGAGCAAAAAUGUGGACUGUCUGGCAGGGAGCUGGGAGGGAGCAAA